This is a messenger RNA of Dunckerocampus dactyliophorus (ringed pipefish), 1938 nucleotides long. RefSeq names its product caveolae associated protein 4a (gene cavin4a). Gene Ontology annotation, cellular component: cytoplasm; caveola. The record is from RefSeq and is a predicted model, not a curated record. Gene Ontology annotation, biological process: regulation of gene expression. The transcript is spliced from 2 exons. Bases 73 to 1011 code for a protein of 312 amino acids. NCBI's taxonomy places the organism in Eukaryota, Metazoa, Chordata, Actinopteri, Syngnathiformes, Syngnathidae.
GAGGCGGAUCUCUGUGGUGGACUCUCCCGGCCGCUCAUUCCCAAAGCGGGAGAACCUUCAGCAGAAAGCAGGAUGGAUCAGGUCAAGUACGGCGUCCAGGAAAAGCUGGAGAUUGUUGGGAUGGAGGACGAGGACGGGAACCCCAUCAGCGCUCUGAGCAUCCUGUCACUGCUGGAGCGCGUGGCCGGCAUCAUUGAUAACGUGCAGGCAGGCCAGCGCCGCAUGGAGGAGCGGCAGCUGGAGCUAGACGACAACAUCAAAAGUGUUCAGGGGGACGUCCUCAAGCUGGCCAAGGACCAUGCCGACGCCAGCGGCUCCAUCGACAAACUCCUACAGAAGACGCGCAAGGUCAGCGCAAACGUCAAGGAUGUGCGCGCGCGCGUGGACAAGCAGAACGUGCGUGUCAAGAAGGUGGAGAGCGCCCAGGACCAGCUACUCACUAGGAACAAGUUCAGAGUGGUCAUCUACCAGGGGGAUGCUGAGGUCCCGUCGGUGGCCAUCACCAAGGCUCCAAAGGUGGCGGGCCUGGAGGCUCUGGAGCUGGAGGCCGAUGCCUAUGACGUUCCGGCCGACCUCUCCUCAGAUGAGGAGUACCUGAGCAUGGAGGAGGCGGACCCCUCUCGAGCAGCCCGCUUCAAGAAGUCCAUGGUGAAGAGCAGUGAGACCCUCAAGGCCGCCUUCUCCAAGGAGAACAUGAGCAAGACCAAAGACCACCUGGGCACAAAGUUCCACCACCUGGGAGAGAAGGUUAUGCCCCCGGAGCGGCGCGAGAAGAUGCACCAGGCUGGAGAGCGCCUCAAACAGAGCGGAGAACGUCUCAAGGAGAACAUCGCCAAGAAGGCCCCCGCUAAGGACACCUUCCGUAUCAAGACCAAGAAGGAGCGCGCCGUGGCCGAGGGCCAGGAAGGGGGUCAGGAGGGCGCCCAGCCCCCGGGGGUCGCCUACACCGAGGUGGUCUCCAACACCAAGAAGGAGGGGCAGGUGAAGGACGCCAAAGUAGAGGACAAUUAAUAGACCAAAUUAGACCACAGAGGAGCUUGUCUGAUUGGCACCUGUUGGUGUCCUUGUCAUUAUGGCGAUGAAAAACAGCACAUCUUUCUCAUGCCUUAUUUGCAGCAUCACUGUGUCAGGACAGUAAUCAUAAAAAAUGAUUAUACCAUUUUUACAAAAAAUUGCCUUUCAAGUUCGUUUAGCAGACUUGUUCUUUAGCUUUUGCGGGGGACACCACUGUUAGAAAAGACAGGGGGUGUGGCCGCAUCAUUGAAGGCUUAAGUGCUGCUGGUUGUUUGCUUCCUGGGCGGGGCCUCUUUGUACCCUGAUGACACAUGGUAAGAUGGCGUGUGUUUUGGCCUUUUUUACACAAAAGGCUGUGUCUCAAUUGGUGCACUUGUGUACUUAAACUUAGUCUUUGGAGUGCGUAAGUCCAUUCACACCAAGAAGUACGGCAAAAUGCAGCACGCGCAAAAUAGUGUGUAGUGAUGGGCAACUACCACCCUCAAUAGUCGCCAUCUUGGUUAUGUACCGGAAAGGGCAGGACUAACUCGAGAGCUUGCAAUUCAUCAUUAAAAAGUAGGUAAAUAUUGUUGCAUCGUUAUUUUAGGUAAGUGAACAACUACAGUAAUCAAUUUGGGACAGUGCUACACACUUACAAUUCACAAUACUUAAUGAAUGUACGGACUCAAGUAUUCCAUUUGAGACACAGCAAAAGUAUACGCUGUGUCAAAGUCAGUUGUAGGACGCCCCCUAGUGGUCACAACAAAUAUCAAUAAAAUGUUCCAAGUGAAACUUUUCCUUAUUUUUCAACUUAUUAAUGUCAACUACAACAUUCAACAAGUGAAUUGUGUUUCCACUAAAGAUUGUCUUUGCCCUGUCUUUGCCCUAAUGCCCUGUCCUUCCUUUCUAUUCAAAACGAAGAAAUAAAACAAGCUGACCAUCCAA